This is a messenger RNA of Synchiropus splendidus (mandarinfish), 536 nucleotides long. Its product is annotated as 5-hydroxyisourate hydrolase-like. Lineage: Eukaryota; Metazoa; Chordata; Actinopteri; Syngnathiformes; Callionymidae. Bases 1 to 486 code for a protein of 161 amino acids. The transcript has 5 exons. Gene Ontology annotation, molecular function: hydroxyisourate hydrolase activity. The record is from RefSeq and is a predicted model, not a curated record. Gene Ontology annotation, biological process: purine nucleobase metabolic process.
AUGAUGAAGAUGUCUGACCAGCAGGCAGCAGUUCCUGAUAGUCAUGAGUUCUGGGGCAAACAAGAGCCGGACAAGGGUCAAACAUCUCUGUUGACAGACAGGAAUACCUUCAGCAAAAACAUGAAUAUGGCAGCAGCAGAGUCCAGCUCUCUCACAACUCAUGUGUUGAACAUUGGUGAUGGGUUACCAGCAGCCAGGUUGCCUCUCAGUCUGCAUAGACUGGACGCGGAGGUCAUGAUCUGGCACAUGGUGACUGUCGGGACAACAAAUGAAGAUGGUCGUUGUCCUGGACUCAUCAGCCGAGAGGAAUUCAAGCCCGGCAUGUACAAGAUCAGGUUUGAGACUGGUGUAUACUGGGAGAGUCUGGGCCAGACUUCUUUCUAUCCUUAUAUUGAGGUCGUCUUCUCCAUCACGGACACAGAGCAGAAGUUUCACCUUCCUUUGUUGAUGAGUCGGUUUUCUUACAGCACUUACAGAGGGAGCUGAGAGUGUUCCAUGUGGAAUCUGUCAGGUUGCUGAACAUUGGACAAUAGCUG